Molecule: messenger RNA, 407 nt
Organism: Soboliphyme baturini
Lineage: Eukaryota; Metazoa; Nematoda; Enoplea; Dioctophymatida; Soboliphymatidae
Source: the annotation of a GenBank genome assembly
AUGGUGUUCGAGUCAGUGGUUGUCGAGGUGCUGAACAGAUUUUUGGGAACCUACGUGGAGAAUCUAGACGCAUCGCAGCUGAAACUGGGCAUUUGGGGUGGCGAUGUGGCUUUGAAUAAUCUGGACAUCAAAGACAGUGCAUUGGAUGAUCUAGAUCUGCCAGUGAAGCUGAAAUCUGGCUUUUUGGCUAAGCUGACGCUCAAGAUCCCGUGGAAGAACUUGUACACCGAACCGGUCGUGGCCGAAGUGGAAGGCCUCUAUGUUCUGGUUGUGCCAAACCUAGGCAUCAAGUACGAUGAAGCUAAAGAGCUCAAGGCUCAGCUGGAAUCCAAAAAAGCCGAACUGAUGCGGAUCGAACAGGCUGCUCUUCAGAAGUCAAGUGUGACAUCUUUUCGUCAUUUGUGAAA